GAGAGAGUAAACCUUUGAAGAAGAGUGCGAAUUGACGGAAAGUAAUUUUGGUUUCAAGUGGAAGUGGAAAAUUUAAGUAAUUAAAGCAUAUGAAAAACAUUGCAAAGUAAAAAUAAACACAAAAAGUGCUUUAAUAAACUAAAUUUUAAAAUAAAGAUACAUUUUAUUGUCUGCAUUAUUUUGAGUGAGUCUUGUAUGAACAAAUUUUAAUCGGAUAUCCUUUCCUUAAGUUUCAUACCUUGACAUAAGGGAGCGGUCAAUCACACCAAUAACUGCCUUCAGUUUUAAUAAGUACGAAAUAUAGUUAAAGCCUAAUGGAGUUUUGAUGGCAAAUAUACUCUUAUCUCAACUAAAAAACCAAUCACUCAUUGGUAUUCUACAACUAAGAACAUUUUAUGUAAAUAACUUAAGAUCGUGCGGAAGUAUGUAUGUGGCAUAAGGGUUCAGAUUAAUGCAGGCUUUUUAGGGCGGCAUUUCGUGUUAGUCCGUAAUAACAACAAGUAAAUUUAUGUGAUGGCCCCAUUUAAACUUAAAUUCCGAAUGGGUGGCUCGCGCAGUACAUCACAAGAGCACGAUCCAGAUCCACAAGUAAGCGAGGCGCUACUCAAUCAUCAUCAACAUCACUCGACAGCAAUUGGUGCCAGUAGUUCCACCAUCGACUCGACGGACUGUACCAGUCUCGGUUCAAUGGGUACCAAUGAGCGUAGAUCCUUGCUGCCAAACAAAAGCAACAAUUUACGAUUGGGAUUUAUCGAUCCCAGGGCAGCAGCAUGUAAUGACGAGUCCUCAACGGGUUCCAAUACUUUUCCUACAACGCCACCGUCAACUUACGAUCAUAUGCUAGAAGAGUUAAAGGUUAUCACCCGCGAAGACGGUUCAAUUAAUGGACGAAGAGAUUCCUUAAACAACUCAAGUAACAACAUACUUUUGUUGUCGCUGGAUCACCUCUCCCUAAGCGAGAAUACAACAAUUCAAUGUACAGACCCUAAUUGCCAGGAGAAUUAUAUAUGCAACGAGCAACUCUUGCAACAACGACAGCAAAACGAAUCCUUAAAUGAGCGCAACAAUUUCAAUGAAUUUGCAGAGCAAUCACAAACAUUAAAUAAAAAUCUGCUAAACAACGAGGGCGACAAUUCCGAAGACGACACUCGCAAAGAGUCAAUUGACUCCACAGAACUUUUGAUAUCAACGAAUAUGGCGGCCUCAACAGCAGCAGCAUCAACAACACACAACAACCCGAAUCUUAUGGGGAAUUGUACCGGUGACUGUGAGCAAUGUGAAUCGGGCCAUUACAGCGAGGAAUGCACGGAUGAGUGCAACACCGGCAACAAUGCCCAAGGCAAUAGUGGACUAAACAGCAAUGACUUCUUCGACCCACUUAUCAACCAUAGCGGAUACUGUGGAGAAUCACAUUACAAUCAAGAAAAUGGCGAAAAUCAACUGCAAGACGAAUGCCAAGGUGGUCGAUGCGAUAGUGACAGCGAUGAUGGUUGGAGUACGCAUCAGCAAAUGUCGAACAGUCAUAGCUAUAAUCAUCAGCAACAACAACAAAUGCAAUCGCAGACUUUCGAAUAUAGCAACCAACAUGCGGCACAGGAGCGCUCCGUCACACAGGAAAUAAUUAGCAACAAAUCAUCAAAGGAAAUAUACAAAGAUUUAGCCAAACAGUGGGGCAUAACGUGCAAGAUGUCAGAUGCCUGCCGUUGCAUGGAGUGUCAGGGUCAUUAUUUCGAUUGUGAAUUCGAUGACAAUGAGCAUCAGAAAACGGAUGGCGGACUGGGUGCAGGCACACCAAUGUUCAUCAGUGAAGUGAUGCAUGGUUCCGCAUGCAAUAUACUCUAAGCUCGCCGACUUUGUGCACAGUUCUCGCACGAGACUCUGAGGAAGUGUCUAAGAGAUUUAGCAAGUGUAUGCACUUUGAACGUACACACAUACAUACACUAUACAUAGGCAAAAUUUUCAGAUGUACGUUCUUGAAAGCAACGGACCAUAUGUCUAUACUGAAUAACUAAAUAUGUAGUUAAGUACUGAUUAUAAAAUAUUUGGCAUGGACGCCGCUGCAACAAUUGCCGUACAGGCACCGAAAUAAAAAAGAACACACACACACACACUACAUACAUAUAUAUUGUAUUUUUAAUAUUAAAUGUUGUAGUCAAUACAUAAUCAACGUAACAUUAUUGCACUACAAGUUUUAUUAGAACUGAAAACGAAUCGCACUGAUUAUCAAAGUUUAUAAAAGAAUCAAUACUUAGAUAUAGUGAAUAUUAGAGAAGUUAAAUAUAUUGUGUUUGUAAUGCCGUUAUAAGGAAUUAACAUUAAGAAGUGUUACAUGUUUAUCUACAAAGUAAUGAUUUAUGUUAGGGGUAUUCAUCUGAACGUUUAAAUACCACCCGAAAAAAAAACCCAAAAAAAA
Molecule: messenger RNA, 2413 nt
Organism: Anastrepha obliqua
Lineage: Eukaryota; Metazoa; Arthropoda; Insecta; Diptera; Tephritidae
Exons: 7
Coding region: 514-1842 (442 amino acids)
Source: RefSeq, a predicted model, not a curated record